Molecule: messenger RNA, 774 nt
Organism: Fusarium mangiferae
Lineage: Eukaryota; Fungi; Ascomycota; Sordariomycetes; Hypocreales; Nectriaceae
Exons: 2
Coding region: 1-774 (257 amino acids)
Biological process (GO): positive regulation of mitochondrial DNA replication; DNA recombination
Cellular component (GO): mitochondrial large ribosomal subunit; nucleus
Molecular function (GO): DNA strand exchange activity; structural constituent of ribosome; single-stranded DNA binding
Source: RefSeq, a predicted model, not a curated record
AUGAACAAGGCACCGACAUCUCGACUGGGCCAAUUGCCCAGCUACGUACGGAUAUGGGUGCGAUACGGCCAUUUCGGCAAGAAGAAGGAUGGCAGAGGAUUCCCUCCACCUGAGGGACAUGGGGAGGAUAUCUGGGUAUUCGGUCACAGAAGAACGAACCAAAUUAUUUACAGCUUUGAUAAGACGCUAAACGGUUUCCACGAUCUUAAGCAACUUCCAUUCAAUGGUAAAAAGACAAAACCCGCCAAGCUUCGAAAAGACUACUGGUCUCCCUUCGCACACAUCUCCUUCCCCGCCGGGCAAGGCUCCGUCGGUCGAUCUGUCUUCCAAAAAUUGCGCGAGUUGAAGCACCUGCACGAGGUAGCAUGGGACGACGAUUUCCGAUAUAAGAACCCCGAAGAGUUCAGUGAAGCCGACCGCAAGCGAGUGGCCCAGCAGAAGGAGAAGGGGAACAUGAACCAUCGCCCCAUCCGAACCAGAGAGGAGCGCGGUAUUGCUCUCAACGCCCAGAAGCCAAACUCCGUUGCCGACAUAGCGUCUGUUCUGAGCGGCGCUGGCCGCGGUAACAAAAUCGUUCUAUCGGAAGAUGCCGAGGGUAUUGAGAAGAAGCUUUUGGAUGUCAAGGUAAGCUGGGCAAACGACCAGGACAGAGAGUACGCCCAGAAAUGGUCUGAAAACGUUACACAUGGUCUGUUCGAAAAGCCGAGCUACAUUUCGAACGAGCCCGAGAAGAAAAAGGAGGGGGAGAAGGCACCGGAGCCAGUGGCUGAAUGA